CCUAUAUAUUAUAUUCUAACAUUAAUAGAAGUAAUAUAGCGUAGAAAACAUAAAUGCGUUGCAUCUAACCCCAAUUUGUGUUUGUUCUCGAUGUGGGCCGAAAUAAUAGAAAACGAUAUGCCUUAACGUUAGCCUACUCUUGACGGUCAAAGAUAUCAUACGUCGGUUGGUCUGCGGGUGCAUUGCCUAAAAUCUGUUUGCUGUGACGGUGAAAGAAACAGCAUGCACGGAUCAUUUGAUAUUUGAUAUAAGCUUUCUAUAUCUUUUCUGAACAGUAGUUACAUACGAAUUGUAUGUUCUAUACAUAGCCUGCACAUUUUCUGUUGGUUAAGUUUAAUUCAGAGUAAUAAUAUGGGUUGCUGUAUUUUGAGUCUGUGUCUAUCAAUCUCAUUCUUUUCUUUUUUCAUUGAAUGCACUGAAUCCAAUCCGCUGUCAUCUUCUUUUAUUAUUAAUUAUAACCAAUAGAAUUUCGUCCAGCAUCAUUCAGAUUACAUGUACAUUCGCCUAUAUAAUAAUUUUAGAUCAUAAAAUAGGAUCAAAUCAGUGGUUUGGGAAACGGUUCCUUAGUAUAAAACAUUUAUAUCGAAAUUGUAUCCUUUAGUGAAUAAUAAUAAUAAUUGAUAUAAUACCAGCAAUGUCUCAAAGUAUUUUCACUGUAGAAAUGUCAAAUAAUGAUUUGUAUACCAGUGGACAAGAGCGUACCAACUACCAACACUUAUGUUUCCGCUUCAAGCACUACGCGUAUACGUGUCUCGAAAACCUAUACAAACGAAUUCAAAUUUCACUUCUUUUAAAGAACUAGAUCUAAUUUAUAAAAUACUUUAUAUCAAACAAACCUGAAAAGAGUGGUUUGUUGUUGUUUUGAAUAUGGCAUCCCAUUCAAAACUAGAAAGUGAAAGUAUAUUGCGAUAGGUGUAGCCUUAGCGGGGAUUUCGAGAUUUCACUUUUCGUACUGUCCAUAUAAAUCCUGAGCACCCAAACAUGAACAUGGCAUUCAAACCUACUAAACGAGAGAGUAGAAAACAUCUCUGCAAACAUGAAGCAAAAUCAAAUGUGGACUUACGUCUUUGUCAUAUUUUUGACCCUGCAGAGUCGAUGCUCUGCCUGCGAGAGGCUCGCUCGAUACAGCAUAAUAAGCAAUGAGUCUCUGACCCUGCUUAGGCAAAUGGGUGCACACGAUCCUCCAGGAAGGGUGCCAUUUCCCUGGAACCUAUACCACCAGAUUGACAACGAUAAGGCAGAGGACCAGGUGAGGUUUCUUACCCUGACCUUGGAUCAUAUCAUAGACCUCAUGGAUGCAAAGGAACACAUGAAUUCAGUAAAAUGGAACCCGAGGACUGUAGAUAAUUUUCUAAGUGUCCUGCACAGGCAGUCGUCUGACCUCAAAGAAUGUGUGGCUCAAUACCAAAAAUCAAUACAUAAGAAGUCUUAUGAGAAACGAUUAAAAAAGCACUUCAAGGUUUUGAAGAAAACUCUAAAGAAAAAAGAAUUCAGUGCUCAGGCAUGGGGGCAGAUCUGGAGAGCUGUGGAAAUUCACCUUAAGAGGAUGGACAUCAUUGCAAGCAAUGCUAAGAAGCACCUGAGACAUUAACAGAGCUUCAGUCCUGAUGGUCAGGGUUACAUUCCAUAAAGAGGAAUUGGUGCAAAGAAGAAAAAAGUCUAAGACUGCUGUAAAAACUAAAGAAAUAUGAAUUUUCUGUGAUUUAUUUAUUCACUUACACUUCUGUAUUACAAUUCAUUUUAGAUGUUUAAUGAAGUUUUGUCCUUGUAUUUAUUUUCUGAUGAAAACUUGAAAUGAUCAAAAAAGCAAGCUAAUUAUGUUUCUCAAACAUACAAAAUGGGUAAACUGAAACUUAUUUUUUUAUAUGGAUUGGUGGAAGAUGUAUUAUUUUUUAUAAAGUUGUAGUUGUAAUGUACAUGCAUUUUGUGAUUACCUGAUAUUUAGGUCUUAUUAUUUUUAUUAUAUAAUUGUAUUUAUUUAAAUUUUAUUUAUGUGUAGGAUUUUUAUAUCCUAGAAUAUUUAUUAGAUUCAUAUUUAUUAUUUAAAGUUACUUUUUUUGUAAUGCUCUUAAUGACUCAAAAUGUUUUUAUACUAUUUAUAAAAUGACAAAAUAAAAAAUGAUUUAUUAAAACUGACUUAAUGAGUAACAUGUUUUCUUUAAUCUUUAAAAGUUUGAUAUGUGCUUUGAAAAUGUUAUUGUCAAACU
Paramisgurnus dabryanus is the source of this 2207-nucleotide messenger RNA. It is a transcript of the gene ifnphi1, whose product is annotated as interferon phi 1. Gene Ontology annotation, biological process: defense response; response to exogenous dsRNA. The record is from RefSeq and is a predicted model, not a curated record. NCBI's taxonomy places the organism in Eukaryota, Metazoa, Chordata, Actinopteri, Cypriniformes, Cobitidae. Gene Ontology annotation, cellular component: extracellular region. Gene Ontology annotation, molecular function: cytokine receptor binding.